AUGGUGUUUGAGGAAAUAAAAAGCGGAGAGCUGAACGGCCCUUCUGGAGGCAUUGACUUGCCAUCGUUCUGCGACCUCCAUAGUGCCUCCGAGAUGGGAAACCUGUCAAGGGUGAAAGUCAUCUUGUCCCAGAGAGGGACGGACAUUAAUUGUAACGAGUGGAUUGGUAGGACACCGGUGAUGUGGGCAGCUGGUAGUGGACAUAGAGAGGUGGUUGAAUUACUUGUGAGUAAAGGAGCUAAUGAGUCAAUCGUCGAUAGAUUCGAUAACAACAUCCUUCACUCCGCCGGUCGGGGAGGAGAUGUAGAGGUUGUGCAGUAUGUCCUUUCACAUGACUUGGUGGAUAUCAAUGUUAGAGGAAGUUGCAGGAGAACACCGGUCAUGGUGGCAGCAGAGAAUGGACAUAGAGAAAUUGUUAAGCUACUUGUGGAUAAAGGUGGUGACAUGUCACUCGUGGAUGAAAAAAAUGACAACAUCCUUCACUUGGCCUGUUUAUGUGGACAGAAGGAGGUUGUGAAGUAUGUCCUCUCACAGGACAUAGUUGACAUCAAUGGCAGAGGACGGCAGACAACGACACCUGUUAUGCUGGCAGCAAGAAACGGACACAAAGAAGUGGUAGAGUUACUCGUUAAAAAAGGAGCUGAUUUGUCACUAGCAUAUAAUACUCCUGGAAGCAACGUCCUUCACUUGGCCUGUUUUUAUGGCCAUGUGGAUGUGGUGAAGUAUUUGCUCUCACAGGACACAGUGGACGUUAACAGCAGAGGACGGUACAAGCAAACACCGAUGAUGAGGGCAGCAAAAAACGGACACAAAGAAGUUGUAGAGUUACUCGUAAAAAAAGGAGCUGAUUUGUCACUAGCAUAUAAUGCUGAUGGUAGCAACGUCCUUCACUUGGCCUGUGUUAAUGGACAUGUGGAUGUUGUGAAGUAUUUGCUCUCACAGGACACAGUAAACAUCAACAGCAGAGGAUGGAGGAAGCGGACGCCAAUGAUGAGGGCAGCAGAAGAAGGAUAUAAAGAAGUAGUAGAGUUACUCGUAAGUAAAGGAGCUGAUGCGUCACUCGUGGAUAAAAGAGGUAACAAUCUCCUUCACUUAGCCUGUCAGAGGGGACAGAUGGAGCUAGUGAAGUAUAUCGUCUCACAGGACAUGGUGGACAUUAACAGGAGAGGAUUGAAGAAGCGAUCACCGGUGAUGAUUGCAGCAGAAAGCGGACAUAAAGAAGUGGUAGAGUUACUCGUAAAUAAAGGAGCUGAUGCGUCACUCAUGGAUAAAAAAGGUAACAACAUCCUUCACUUAGCCUGUCAGAUGGGACAUGUGGAGGUGGUCAAGUAUGUCCUCUCACAGGACAUAGUGGACAUCAACAGCAGAGGAUGGAAGACGAAGACACCAAUGAUGAUGGCAGCAGAAGAAGGACAUAAAGAAGUAGUUGAGUUACUCUUAAAUAAAGGAACUGAUCCGUCACUCGUGGAUAAAAGAGGUAACAACAUCCUUCACUUAGCCUGUCAGAAUGGACAGAUGGAGGUGGUCAAGUAUAUCGUCUCCAAAGUUAUUGUGGACGUCAACGCCAAAAACAAGAGACGUAAAACAGCAGCCAACAUAGCAUCAUCGCAGGGACGAGAAGACUUGAUAGAUCUUCUUGUGUCACAUGGUGCUCACAUGUCCUAG
This is a messenger RNA of Haliotis rufescens (red abalone), 1665 nucleotides long. Its product is annotated as serine/threonine-protein phosphatase 6 regulatory ankyrin repeat subunit A-like. NCBI's taxonomy places the organism in Eukaryota, Metazoa, Mollusca, Gastropoda, Lepetellida, Haliotidae. The coding region runs from base 1 to 1665 and encodes 554 amino acids. The transcript is spliced from 2 exons. Gene Ontology annotation, molecular function: protein binding. The record is from RefSeq and is a predicted model, not a curated record.